AUGUGGACAGAUCCAAGCAUUUCUCUCAUUAAUUGCACUUUUAACGAACUUGUCCAUCUUCGAUCAUUAACAUUAACUCACUUCGAUAAAGAUAUCACCAAGCAAAUCAAACGAGUUUUACCAUCAUUGACAAAUCUAACCUAUUUUUCUUACAUUGGCGAUGGUGAUACGUUCUUCGGUCUCGAAAUUGAUAAUGUAUUCCCACUAUCGCAACGAUACACAGAUUCGAUAUCGCUUACAUCAAUAACCAGUUCUGAAUUGAAUGCUCUAUAA
Adineta ricciae is the source of this 273-nucleotide messenger RNA. The record is from the annotation of a GenBank genome assembly. NCBI's taxonomy places the organism in Eukaryota, Metazoa, Rotifera, Eurotatoria, Adinetida, Adinetidae.